AUGUUUACUGCGCUGACGAUAGUCGCGCAGAUGAUGAGGAACAGUACCGACGCUUACGAUGUCAAAUCGUCCCCGCGUCUCUUUUGGCAAGGACGAGAAUCUGGAUCUCCAUUCCCCAAAAGCCAAGAAAACCAGGUUCCUUAUGACCCCGAGUCUCCAUUUUCCAGCUCAAAACGACCAUCUAUCGAAAACUUAAAGCGGCAAUCGCGCGUCAGGAACAGCAACAUGCUCCGCGACUAUAACCAGGAGUACGACCCAACAAAUGUCUAUGUACCGCAAAGGCCCUUAGCUACAAGCCGGUCGCCGCAGAAGGAAGCGCAAAGCACGCAAACAUCGCAAAUGUCGAACAGGCAAGAGGCUGGCCCAAUAGGCCCAAGACCGCCAUCACCAAGCAAGGAACAGGCACCUCCAGCCAAGUCGUCCUUAUCCCGCGCAAGCCGUUUUGGCGUUAAGGACAUGGGCUUUGACCCAGAGACCGAAAUCUGGUCUGAUGCGGAGAACCGACAUGCUAAAAGCGUCACCUUCGAUGCCGCUCCCCCUCAGGUCAACGAGUAUGAAAUGACAACACCUGACCCGUCUUCAAUCGCCUCUGAUUCUCGCGAAGGCAGUUAUGAGUCUGAUGAGGACGAGUUUCCGGACAUCAGUUUCGACCGUGACUCACUAACAGACCGCGAGGAUAGCUUUGAUGCGUCGCUCGAGGACCUCGAGAAGACCCCGGUCGUACUGCCAGAGGAUUGGCGUUACAUGAGUCCAUCCAGCGCAAACGACGAUUUGGUUAAAGAGGACGAAGACCCCUUCACUGAGGACGAGGAGAAUCACAAUCCAGAUCCCCGGCCUUCGUCUCGACAAGAGACAUCUGAGAAACACGCUCCCGUUGAAUCGCUGGACUCCAAUGGCGAGCCUCGCCCCCUUCCUCCUCUCCCAGGGCGUACAUCUUUCCCGCCACAUCCUUCAUCCCCCAGUAAGCUGGCUUCAGCAUUUGAACUCGGAAGUGGUAGCCAGCGGGUUCUGCCAUCCCCUCCAGGACCAGCUUCCUACAGCAAGUCAGAUAUUACCGAAUUUGGUCAUUCCUCGAUGUCGCUGGAGGACAGGCUGCGCUUGAUGAAGAUACAAGAGGACGGACAGGAGGAUGCUAAACCAGAACAUCAAGAUAUUGAGCCGCAGUCGAAGCAUGAUGAUGGAAAUCAAGGCGAGACCGAGACUCACUCCAAUCAACCGAAGCAACAUGACUCUGAGUCUACAGAUGAAACUCCUGGAGCUGCCCCAGAGGUCUUUUCACCACCACAUAUUUCCAGGGAUUCCAUCCUGCGUGACCUCCGAAGGAGCGAAAGCUUCAUGGAUGACUCAUUCGACGAGUCUUCCCAGAUCCCUUCCAGCCCUCAUUCUUAUAUGAAUUACGACCCAGAUGUUCCGAUCCCGUCACUUGAAAAUGAUGAUAUGCUUGACGAUGACGAUUACGAUGACACCAAUAGCGUGGUGAUCAAACAAGAAGAAGACCAUGACAACGAUCUUUACGACAUCCCCGAUUAUUAUGAAACAAUCCCGUCGAAGGAUUCCUCUUUCAAGAGCUUGAAGGAUAAGCUGACCAGCGAUGAGGAGAGCCGCUAUUCGAGCCAGCAGAUGGAAGAUGACUUAACAGAGAAAGGUAGCGCUCGGAAUUCUGACGCAGGACAGGCGACGCCCGUGGCUACAGACCAGGAUGACAAGGCUUCCAGCGAACAGACACCCCAGGAGACCCAAGCGGAGCCCGCACCUGGUUCCAAAAUGUCAACCAUCAAAGAGGCCUUGCAACGCCCAAUAACCCCCGAGGAUGACGGUCAAAUAUCGGAGCCCUCGACACCAGAUUCCGUGAUUCGUCAUCCAGUCGACGAUGAUAGCGACACAGGAGUUCUAUCGGUAGAAAGUGUUCCUGAUCCAAUUGCGACAGUCAAAGCCCCCGGAACUGGUCUUAAAACACGGCCGUCAUUGACCCCAGCUGAUCUAGAAUCCAUGGCUGCCACUCGCCGUAGAAUAAGCGGACAACAUCCCCCACCCAUGCCCGGGCUCAGCAAGCAGCCAUCAAACGAAUCUGAGCAUUCCGCCCCCGAGGAUACCACACCGUCCCAGCCUGCGAAGGAAGUUUCCCAACGACAAAGCAGUCUCGUGAAGCUGGACAUCCCGUUCAGCAUCCAGGAAGAAAGCCUCGGCUUUGGUUUGGACAAAGAGUUCGACCGCGUCAUUGAAAACCAAAAGGUUGCGUUUGAGUUAUCCCUUUCCCAACUGUAUUCUCGUGCUGGGCCCAAUAGACACAUGCAGGAGUCCCUUGGCAAUAAUAUGGAGCCAAUUGCUAACGAACAAAUCCCUAAACAGAGAGGCUACCUCAUGAGACAUAACACAAAAGUUAUCAUUGCAAGCAGCCGCAAUGAAGACGAGCCUGCCACUGCUCCUGGAGCUGCCCCGACAGAAUCUAGGGGAACAAAGUCGGCUAUACCCACACCCCGAAAAGCCAGCCAGCAAACCUGGACCACUGUGCCUUGGAACGGACAAACCCGCCGUGCAAGCAUUAGGCAAGCUAGCGGAAUCCGCAAGAAGCCUGUCCCUGGACCUGUGCCCCCUCUUCCAGGUCAACAGAGCAAUGUUCAAGAAAACCCUGCGACAAUCGAAGAAAACGAGCCCGCUUUGAAUGGCGCCUUGGAUGAAGGAGAAGAGCGGGGUCGUCUAUUCGUCAAAGUCGUUGGGAUGAAGUACCUAGACUUGCCGCUGCCCCGAGGCGAGAGAUCGUACUUCUCCCUGACACUUGACAAUGGCCUUCACUGUGUUACUACGGCUUGGUUGGAACUCGGAAAGACAGCCCCAGUCGGGCAGGAAUUCGAACUCAUUGUGCAAAACGACCUAGAGUUUCAGUUGACUCUACAGAUGAAGGUCGAUGAUGAAAAAUUCAGAGUCCAAGAGCCUCCUCCGACAGCAUCGCCCACGAGACAGAAGACAUCUACUUUCAGUAGGGUGUUUGCUUCCCCUCGCAAGCGCAAGGAAUUGGAUAUGAAGCACCAACUGGCUUCCCAACAGCAGAAGAAAACUGAUGUUAACGCAGGUGUCUGGGAACGCCUCAGGACUCUUAUUGCUAGGGACGGUAGUUUCGCUCGUGCGUAUGUAGCACUGAGCGACCAUGAGAAACAUGCUUUUGGCCGCCCUUACACAGUCGAUGUGGCCUGCUUCAAUGAAUGGGCCGUUGAAGACCAGCCAAGCAGUGUUAAGAGCAAGAAGAGCACUUCCAGCGCUACUUCCCAACGGCGGCCUCCUUACAAGAUUGGCAAGCUAGAGCUGCAGCUGUUGUUUGUCCCAAAACCAAAAGGUGCGAAGGAUGAGGAUAUGCCGAAGAGCAUGAACGCUUGCAUUCGGGAAAUGCGUGAAGCGGAGAGUGUUUCAUCCCGUAGCUGGGAAGGAUUCUUGUCUCAACAGGGAGGCGACUGCCCUUUCUGGCGUCGCCGCUUCUUCAAGCUUCAAGGCUCCAAAUUGACCGCGUACCAUGAGACGACCCGACAACCUCGUGCGACAAUCAACCUCUCAAAGGCUGUCAAGCUUAUCGAUGACAGAUCAUCCCUGAUGCAGAAGGAGACCACGACCAAGGGUGGUGGACGUCGCAAGUCUGCCUUUGCCGAAGAGGAGGAGGGCUACAUGUUUGUGGAAGAAGGAUUCCGUAUCCGCUUUGGCAACGGCGAAGUGAUCGACUUCUAUGCGGAUAGUGCUGCCGACAAGGAAGGCUGGAUGAAGGUUUUGGCCGACGCUGUGGGCAAAGGCUCUUCGGGAAGCAGUCAAGUUAAGCAGUGGACCGAGCUCGUGCUCAAGCGUGAGCGUAGUGUUAAGUCGGGACGGGAAACGACUGAUCGGCGCCUCGAUGGGCCUCUUCCUCCCCCACCCGUCAAAAAAGAUAAAGAUAUUGCGCCUCCACCGACAUCCACGGCACCGGCGCCGGCAGCCGCACCGCCACGGGCUAAACAUCGCUACACCCAGUCUCAACCCGAGGUUCGCAGUGCGGACUCUCGACGCCAGAAAGCCCGCUCCUUGAUAUUCUAA
Molecule: messenger RNA, 4053 nt
Organism: Aspergillus oryzae RIB40
Lineage: Eukaryota; Fungi; Ascomycota; Eurotiomycetes; Eurotiales; Aspergillaceae
Gene: bud4
Product: putative GTP binding protein (Bud4)
Exons: 3
Coding region: 1-4053 (1350 amino acids)
Molecular function (GO): GTP binding
Source: RefSeq, a predicted model, not a curated record